CCGUGCACUGCGGUACCCUGUUUGUUCUUGUGUCCCAUCGGCACUGAUCAGUUCAUCAUCAUUCUACUUUUCCGUUAAUUGUAACGCACGCGGUGAACUGGUAAAGACUGCGACAGCUUAACGGUGCUUGCAGCCCAUACAAGGAAUUGAAGUAUGUAUUCGUUUGGUGGGGUGUCGUCGCGAAUCCAGAAGGAGCGUCUGCAGGCAGAAGGGAUGGGAACCAAUGAGAAUGCGGUAAAGUUCCUGAACCAGGACUACGAGGAGCUGAAGAGAGAGUGUGUGGAGAGCGGGAGGCUGUUUGAGGACCCCUGCUUUCCUGCCGUGCCAGAAUCACUGGGAUUCAAGGAACUCGCGCCGCACUCCGCCAAAACACGCGGUGUGCAGUGGAUAAGACCAACAGACCUGUCAAACAACCCUCAGUUCAUAGUGGGUGGAGCCACACGGACAGAUAUUUGCCAGGGGGCUCUUGGUGACUGCUGGCUGUUGGCUGCCAUAGCAUCCCUGACUUUAAACGACAAGCUUCUUCACAGAGUUGUGCCUCAUGGACAAAGUUUUACUGACGAGUAUGCGGGUAUCUUCCACUUUCAGUUCUGGCAGUUUGGUGAGUGGGUGGAUGUUGUGAUUGACGACCGGUUGCCUGUGAAGGAUGGAGAGCUGAUGUUUGUUCACUCAGCAGAGGGAAAUGAAUUCUGGAGCGCCCUGCUGGAGAAGGCCUAUGCCAAGCUGAAUGGCUCAUAUGAAGCUCUGUCUGGUGGUUCCACCACUGAAGGUUUUGAGGAUUUCACAGGUGGGGUGGCUGAGAUGUACGAGCUGUGUAAAGCUCCAAAAGACCUGCACCGCAUCAUUGCCAAAGCCUUGGAGAGAGGCUCACUGUUGGGUUGCUCUAUUGAUAUCACCAGUGCCUUCGACAUGGAGGCUGUAACAUUUAAGAAGCUGGUGAAGGGACAUGCAUACUCCGUCACAGGUCUCAGAGAGGUAAAUUUCCGUGGCCGCAGAGAGAGGCUCAUCCGCAUCCGUAACCCUUGGGGGCAAGUUGAAUGGACUGGAGCCUGGAGUGACAAUUCUUCUGAGUGGAAUGGAAUUGACCCUGCAGAGAGAGAGGAAAUGAACAACCACAUGGAGGAUGGCGAGUUCUGGAUGCCAUUUGAGGAGUUCAAACGUCAGUUUUCUCGGCUGGAGAUCUGUAAUCUAUCCCCAGAUGCUCUGAGUGAAGAUACUCUAAAUUUCUGGAACACCAUUAAGUUUAAUGGCACCUGGAGGAAAGGAAGUACAGCAGGGGGCUGCAGGAACCACCCCAACACAUUCUGGAUAAACCCGCAGUAUAAGAUCACCCUCUUGGAGGAAGAUGACGAUCCUGAGGAUGACGAGGUGGCCUGCAGCUUCCUGGUGGCUCUGAUGCAGAAGGGCAGGCGACGAUACCGCAAGCAGGGACAGGACAUGCACACCAUUGGCUUUGCCUUAUAUGAGGUGCCAGAAGAGUUUCGUGGUUCCCAAAGCGUUCACCUCAAGAAGGACUUCUUCUUGCAUAAAUCGUCUUGUGCGCGCUCAGAUACGUUCAUUAACUUGCGUGAGGUGAGUGCGCGGCUCAAGCUGCCUCCGGGCGAGUACCUCAUCGUCCCCUCCACAUUUGAGCCUGGAAAAGAGGCCGACUUCGUCCUGAGAGUCUUCACAGAGAAACAGUCAGAAACACAAGAGAUGGAUGAUGAGAUUUCAUUUAACCUGGAUGAAGAAGAGGAGAUUUCAGAAGCGGACAUUGAUGAUUCUUUUAAAGCAAUGUUUGCUCAGCUGUCAGGCGAGGACAUGGAGAUUUCAGUUCAUGAGCUCAGGACUAUUCUGAACAGAGUGGUGUGCAAACACAAGGAUCUUAAGACAGAUGGGUUCAGUAUGGAGUCGUGUAGGUGUAUGGUCAGCCUGAUGGAUAAAGAUGGUAGUGCACGACUGGGAUUUUUGGAGUUUCAGAUUCUGUGGAAUAAAAUCAGAAAGUGGCUGGGCAUUUUCAGACAAUUUGAUCUGGAUAGAUCUGGCACCAUGAGCUCUUACGAGAUGCGUCUGGCUGUGGAGUCAGCAGGCUUCAAGCUCAAUAACAAGUUGCAUCAGAUACUGGUGGCUCGAUAUUCCAAUGGAGAAACGAUUGACUUUGACAACUUUGUCUGUUGCCUGGUCAAACUGGAGGCUAUGUUCAAGGCUUUUACAGAGCUGGACAGGGAAGGAAAAGGGGUUGCAGAGCUGAAUAUCAAUGAGUGGCUGUACAUGAGCAUGUGUGGUUGAUGUUUGGUGAAAUUCAUAUUAUGCUCUACUGGAAAGGAAAGACACAUCAACACUCAAAAACUACAGCUUUACAGCCAUUAUACACUUAUGCUUUUGCCUAAAAAAGAAGGGACAUCCUCAUUAUGCAAGAUGUAUUCUACACCACUAAACUGACCAUGAUGAUAUCAUUUCAUAGAUGUAAUUGCAGUUAUGGAAAUAUUUAUUGCAUCAUUUCAGAGAGCAAAUUAAAACUGCAUUAAUUUGUAAUGAACUGCAUGACACUAACUCUGUGUUAUUGUACCUAGAAUACUAUAUAUAAUGCAGUGUAUUUGAUGAGGGUAGUUUAACUUUGCCUUUAUGCACCACUUAUGCCUUUGUGUCUAAACAUUCCAAUAACAAUUUUAUUUAUAGAGGUUUAGUCAAUGGUAUGAUUUAGCUUUUAUCACUGUGAUUUAAUGUUCAAUUAUUAAUCAAAUAUAUUAAAAGUAAAUCGAACAUUCAAGCUUGAACAUUUAGAGAAUUUUUCUCCACUAGAUUCUUUUAUUAUGCUGUGCAUCUUAAUAUAAAAUUAAAAUAAAGGACAAAUUUGA
Molecule: messenger RNA, 2837 nt
Organism: Myxocyprinus asiaticus (Chinese sucker)
Lineage: Eukaryota; Metazoa; Chordata; Actinopteri; Cypriniformes; Catostomidae
Product: calpain-1 catalytic subunit-like
Exons: 23
Coding region: 154-2268 (704 amino acids)
Biological process (GO): proteolysis
Cellular component (GO): cytoplasm
Molecular function (GO): calcium ion binding; calcium-dependent cysteine-type endopeptidase activity
Source: RefSeq, a predicted model, not a curated record